Zophobas morio is the source of this 723-nucleotide messenger RNA. RefSeq names its product vacuolar protein sorting-associated protein 53 homolog. Gene Ontology annotation, biological process: retrograde transport, endosome to Golgi. Bases 157 to 702 code for a protein of 181 amino acids. Gene Ontology annotation, cellular component: GARP complex. The record is from RefSeq and is a predicted model, not a curated record. Lineage: Eukaryota; Metazoa; Arthropoda; Insecta; Coleoptera; Tenebrionidae. The transcript has 9 exons.
UUUACUAGUAUAAUAUCGGAAGCUCUUCAAGUUUUAUUAAGAAGUUUUGAUACUUCUUUUGAGGAUGUUUUAUCAAAAAUAAAGCGGAUCUCGUGGAGUACUUUGGAAGUUGUAGGCGAUUGCUCUGGUUAUGUUGAAAGUUUUUAUGCAAUACUAAUGAGCUCUAUUCCUAUCAUUCGUGAGGGAAUCGAUAAGGAAAGCCAAAAAUAUUUAAAUAAUAUUUGCCUUAAACUAGCCAAUACUUUUAUUUCAAGUUAUACAAAUACUUUAUAUCAAUGCCAAGUUUCUAUACCCGGCGCUGAGCAGAUGCUUCUGGACUGCCACCAAAUAAAGCAAUAUCUUCUCAAACUUCAUAAUAUUGACUUUCCUGAAAACAGUGUACCCAUUCCCUCCAGUUACAGCAAAUAUAUCAGUAAAGUUAUGAAUAAACUCGAGUUGUCCUUGAAAGUUUUGAUGUCCGCGGAAACUCCAGUCGAAUCAUUCGUGAUUAACUUUAUUGAUUUGCAUCCUGAAAACGAUUCACUUUUAUUCAGAAAACUUCUUUCUAUGAAGGGGUAUUCAAAAAGCGAAGAACAGAUUCUUCUUGACAGAUUCACAUCUGAAAUUGCUAAUUCUAAUUCUCUGAAAGAAGAAGGGAAAGAGGAAAACGAAAUUGAUUGCUCCGUUCUGAAGCGAUUAGAAGAUUUUAUAAAAAAUAGUUAGCAGUGCUUUUAAUUUAAAUAC